This is a messenger RNA of Gossypium arboreum, 1124 nucleotides long. Its product is annotated as protein KAKU4. The transcript has 6 exons. The coding region runs from base 257 to 1033 and encodes 258 amino acids. The record is from RefSeq and is a predicted model, not a curated record. Lineage: Eukaryota; Viridiplantae; Streptophyta; Magnoliopsida; Malvales; Malvaceae. Gene Ontology annotation, cellular component: nuclear envelope. Gene Ontology annotation, biological process: nuclear membrane organization.
AUGGGCUUCAGCCUUAACCUUGCAAUAAAGGUAAACAUAACUCUGCUCUUAUAUUCUGAAUUCUUAAUUCUUAGCCACCCAAUUCAUUUCCAGUCCCUCUCCGAAAAUAUGAUAAUGCUUGAAAUUUUUGGCCAACUGAAUUUUGAAAUAACGGUUAUUAAUCACUCAAGAAAAAGAAAGAACCACCCGAAAUGGAUCGAAUCAAAUCGCCAUGACCUGAGCCCGACGAACAUCAGCUUUUGUUUCAUCCUUCAAUAUGGCCACCGUUUCUGGAGCUGCCCCAUGCCAAGACUCCCAAUCGGGUGCCGAAAUGGACCUCAAUUCAACUCUGAAUAACCCUAAUUGGAUCUCCAGGCACAUUUUCCCUCCCACUCGAGCCAUUGUCAAUGGUGCAAGCCGGAUGCUCGGCUCCGUUUUCGGCUUUGAGUUCUCCUCCUCCUCUUCCUCUUCAUCUUCAGAAUGCGGUUCCUGUUCAGAUGACACUCAUGACAACGACGAUCAGGAAGUCUCAUCUCAAGGGGUUCAUACAAUAGAAGAUAGAGAGCCCCAGUCUUUUGCAGGAAAGAAUGAACCCAAGCAUCUAAUAGAGCAGCUUCUCAUGCAGGAGUCUUUCUCAAGGCAAGAGUGUGAUAAACUAACAGAUAUUAUCAAGUCAAGAGUUAUGGAUUCCCCAUCGACCAGUGGCUUGGGGUUUGGUAGACUAAAUGAAAUGCCUGAGAGAACAGGUGGAAGUGAUGUUGAAAUUCAUGAUUUUUGCAGCACAGCUGUUUUGGAGGCAAAAAAGUUGUUAGAGAUGAAGAAGUCAGAAAUGCAUCACGGGACCUCUACUCUGAAUUAUGUUACACUGAAACAUGAUGUUGAAGGUGAAGAGGGAUCACCUGUGGGCAUGGCCAAGUCAUACAUGCGAACUUGUCCUCCAUGGGCAACACCUUCUAAAAACAAUAUUGAAUUUAGAUAUUCAUCACCAUAUUCAAUUGGAGGCAAUUUUUUGUACUCAUCCAAGGUGCUGUUAUAUGCUUAUUCCUAUGUAUGAAUUUAUUUCAUGAUUCACAUAUGUAUCUUAUUCAAAUACAUGUAAGGAGACUGAUGGCUAUUCUGGCUUCUUUGGUGUAUAACGUGUGAUU